This is a messenger RNA of Oldenlandia corymbosa var. corymbosa, 1680 nucleotides long. The record is from the annotation of a GenBank genome assembly. NCBI's taxonomy places the organism in Eukaryota, Viridiplantae, Streptophyta, Magnoliopsida, Gentianales, Rubiaceae.
AUGGAUCUGGUCUUAACAAUUGCCUCUAUUGUUAUAGCCAUUAUAGCAGUUUUCACAACCCGGUAUGCUUACAAAUGGAGCAGUCCCAAACGCAAGGGAAUUCUCCCUCCUGGUUCAAUGGGCUUUCCCUUCAUCGGUGAAACUCUUCAGUUAAAUUUUUCCUCUCCAUCCAUUGACCUUCACACAUUUUUCGCCAAAAGAUUCAAAAGGUACGGCCCAAUUUUCCGAACAAAUGUAGCCGGCCGGCCGGUCAUCGUCACGGCAGACCCUGAAUUUAAUCACUUUCUCCUCCGCCAAGAUGGUAAGCUUGUGGUGCCAUGGGGCAUGGACACAUUUGCAAAGAUAUUUCAACAAUCAAAGCAGUUUUCCAACCAAAAAUACAACAGGAGUUUGAUCUUGAGUUACUUCGGGGUAGAGACCCUGAAAGAGAAGUUACUUCCUCAAAUGGAAGACGUGGUGAACAAAACCCUUGUUAAAUGGUCGACUCAAGCAUCAGUUGAACUGAAACAUGCAACCAUGGAUAUGACACUCAAUUUUGGUGCGCAAUUGCUAUUUGGUGGUGAUUUUGAAGAUGCACCAUUUGAUGCAAGUAAAAUGUACAUGGACUUGACGGAAGGACAAAUGUGCUUCCCCCUGAACUUUCCCGGUAGUACACAUCACAAAUGUUUGCAGAUUCAUAAAAGGUUGAGAGGGUGGUUGAAAGGUGUUGUGGAGAAACGUCUGGCGUCACCCAAAAGGGGCCAUGGAAACUUGCUUGACCACCUCAUCCAAGACAUCAGCACCGAUCAGUCAGACAUCAAAGAGGAUGUUAUUGCUCAAUUAUUGUUUGGUUUUUCAUUUAACAUCGCUCCGACCAUAGCAUCAACGUUAGCAUUAGCUAUUAAGCUACUUGCUGAUCAUCCAACAACUUUGGAGGAACUAACGGCAGAGCAUGAGGCGAUCUUUAAGAAUCGGGAAAAUUUAGAUACUCCGUUAACAUGGAGUGAAUUCAAGUCCAUGACAUUUACCAUUCAAGUUAUCAAUGAAGUCCUUAGGUUGGGAAACAUUGCUCCGGGGUUAUAUCGUCGAGCCAUGAAAGAUAUUCCGGUCAAUGGGUAUAUUAUUCCACAAGGAUGGGGAAUUAUAAUUGCUUCUUCAGCUAUGCAUUUGAACCCUAGUUACUUUGAAGAUCCCCUUUCAUUCAAUCCAGGCCGUUGGAAGGACAUCAAUCCCGAAGUUGUAUCAAAAUGUUUUAUGCCAUUCGGAUCAGGAAUGAAGCAGUGUGCGGGAGCAGAAUACAGCAGGGCAUUCAUGGCCGCUUUCUUACAUGUUUUGGUUUCAAAAUACAGAUGGAAGAUGGUUAAGGGUGGAAAGAUCGUGCGAUCCCCUCUUAUAAAUUUCCCAGAUGGAUUUCACUUUAAGAUCUCCAAAAAGAAAACUUAAUCAGGUGGCUUAUGUUGAAGUAAUCAAGUAGGCAAUUCCAAUGACCCGCACCUAAGCAAGUUUGGUAGAAAGAACAAAUAAAAGUAAGUCUUGUGGUUAAUUAAACUUUUUCGCCCGGACAGUUAUUAAUUAGUUUAAGUUUAUUAAUCAAUCAAAGGGGUCUGUUGUGGUUAAUUAAACUUUUUCUUUCAUCAAAAGUUGUACUGAUCUUUGUUUUCGGAAUUUAAUAAACCAUCGAUCUGGUGGCUUAUGGUGCCG